Molecule: messenger RNA, 606 nt
Organism: Vigna angularis (adzuki bean)
Lineage: Eukaryota; Viridiplantae; Streptophyta; Magnoliopsida; Fabales; Fabaceae
Product: dof zinc finger protein DOF5.3-like
Exons: 2
Coding region: 1-606 (201 amino acids)
Biological process (GO): regulation of DNA-templated transcription
Molecular function (GO): DNA-binding transcription factor activity; DNA binding
Source: RefSeq, a predicted model, not a curated record
AUGGCACCGAACUCGGUUCAAAGGGAACCGAGGCAGUAUCCUCUUCCUGGUUUCCCCAUCAGACGACCGUCGUCUCGUCUUUCUCACGCUAUCAAACACCACACGUCGCCAAACACCACACGCCGCCAAACACCACCGUCUUUCUCAAAGACCACCCGCCGCCAAACACCACCAUCUCCCUCUUCUCUUCCUUCUUCCUCAACUAAUAAUGUUACCCUCACAUCCACCACCACAACAACUACUCCUACCACCACCACCACUACUCCCACAUCGGAAAAUCAAAACCUCAGGUGCCCGCGAUGCGAUUCAUCCAACACCAAGUUCUGCUACUGCAACAACUACAACCUCACUCAGCCCCGCCACUUUUGCAAGACAUGCCGCCGCUACUGGACCAAAGGUGGCGCUCUCCGCAACGUUCCCAUCGGUGACGGCUGCCGGAAAAACAAAAAUAUCGACGUGGCGAACUCAGUGGCAAAGGCAGCCUCAACCAAGAUGAAAGCCGUUGCAUAUGAGAGUGGAUCUGGAGCGGAUCUGGAGCAGAUCUGGACGAAGCUGGUGACGACAGGGAGCUCGACGACGAGGCAGUGGUUGACCACGCGACGGUGA